This is a messenger RNA of Exophiala spinifera, 1263 nucleotides long. RefSeq lists its product as uncharacterized. The record is from RefSeq and is a predicted model, not a curated record. The coding region runs from base 1 to 1263 and encodes 420 amino acids. Lineage: Eukaryota; Fungi; Ascomycota; Eurotiomycetes; Chaetothyriales; Herpotrichiellaceae. Gene Ontology annotation, molecular function: protein binding. The transcript has a single exon.
AUGGCAAAAGCCAAGGCCAAGUCCCAAUCAACGGGCAAAGACAUUCUUCGAUCCACAAACUCGCGUCUCGUGAAAUCCGCAGGGCCAAAGCAAUCCCAGCGAUCGACCGAAGACCUUUUGACGGAAGCGGCACAACUUCUCGAACAGUCACAACCCGACCUUGCGCUGCCCCUCGCCGAGCAAGCACUUCGACAACUGGAGGCUGAAAGAGACACCGAACAAAAUGCAGAUGUGGACGCACUGUUACAACUCGCCGCGCAGGGUAAAUCAACAUUGCCAGAGGCAUUGCUCGUGAAAGCAGAGAUCGAACUAGCGCUUGGAGACGCCGACUCUGCAAGACAGGAUUUCUCCCGUGCAGUACAGAUCGACCAAAACGGCGCUCUCGUGAGCGCAGAGCCGUGGUUAUGGUUGGCACAGUUGUGCGAAGAAGGUGGCAGUAGAAGCAUAUCGUAUUUCGAGAAAGGAACAGAGGUACUACGCAACGAGAUUGAUGUACUGGAAGACGAAGAUGCACAGUCUCUGAGCGAGACGACAAAUAUUCUAGAUGAGAAAAGGGCCAAACUCGCAGAUACCCUUUGUGCAAUGGCCGAGGUCUACAUGACGGACCUGAGCUGGGAAGAGGACGCUGAACAGCGAUGCGAAGCAUUUGUUACCGAAGCUGUCGCAGUGUGUCCUGAGUACCUGAGCGCUGGUGUUCUGCAGACGUUGGCGAGCGUCCGCAUAAGCCAAGAGCGCAUCGAUGACGCCAGACAGGCACUCCGGCGGAGUAUGGAGAUCUGGAAGGACAUUCCUGCAGAUACUGAGUCCAGCUCACGGCCAGACUUUGCCACUCGCGUCAGUCUGAGCAGGCUACUCAUGGAAGUCGAAGCAGAGCCAGAAGCCAUGACAGUUCUUGAGGGAUUGACCCGCGAAGACGACCAGAGUGUCGAAUCUUGGUAUUUGGGCGGAUGGUGCCAGGUGCUAAUUUCACAGAAGCCGGGAACGGCGCCAGAAGAACAGACCAAGAGUCAAGAGACGGCGAAGAAAUGGCUUGACAAUUGCCUUAGACUGUAUCGGCUUCAGGAAUAUGAGGAUGAUCGGCUACGAGACCAUGCGCUCGAACUGGUGCAAGGCUUGAACAAAUCGCUUGGCGUAGAGGACCAGAUGGAUGAUGACGACGCCUGGGAAGACGAGGAAGAAGACGAUGCCGACGAGGACGGAGAUGUUGAGGUUGAUGAAGACGGUCCUAAUGGCCAUCAAGAUCGUGAUGUUGAAAUGACAUAG